UUAGAUAACGAUGAUAUAUUUCACUGGACUUCAUUUGUUACUUUGUGGCGUGAAGAUACAGUUUUUGAUCUACGAAUGGAGAUUAAAAUUGUAUGAAAAUGUCACAGCUGAAUAAUAGAAGCGAGGAUGCUGCUAAAGCCGAUAAAAUCACGGGAGCAGCAGCGACACUGUCUUUUCAUGAAGUCGGCUACAAAGUGCAAGUGGGAAAUUGUUGCAGAAAGAUUGCAAAUGUGAUUCUGCGAGAUGUCAGCGGAGUCUUUGAGCCGGGUCUAAAUGCAAUCAUGGGCCCUACAGGUGGAGGAAAGACCAGUCUUCUGGAUUUACUGGCGGGCAGGCGGGAAUCAGAAGGACUGCAAGGGGACAUUCUGUUUAACGGAAAGACGUUGCCGAGUGAUUUCAAACUGAUUUCGGGGUAUGUGACACAAGAUGACAUCAUAAUGGGUACCCUCACUGUUAGAGAAAAUCUGCAGUUUGCGGCUAACAUGAGGCUACGAAAUUGCUCCAAGGAGGAAAAAUUGGAGAGAGUUAAUGAAAUCAUCCAAGACUUGGGCCUGGAUAAGUGCCAGCACACUAAAGUGGGUACCGUGAUGAUCCAGGGCGUAUCAGGCGGAGAGAAGAAGCGAUGUAACAUCGGCAUAGAACUGGUCACUAAGCCACAAGUUCUUUUUCUUGAUGAGCCGACAACAGGGCUGGAUGCGAGUACUUCGCAUAGUGUGAUGAAUCUACUGCGGGAUCUGACUGUUCAAGGAAACAGGACAAUCGUGUUCAGCAUCCACCAGCCGAGAUAUUCGAUCUUCCGACUGUUCGACCGACUGCACCUGUUAUCCUCUCACGGACAGACUGUGUUCCAUGGGCCAGCCAGCCAAGCAGUCGACUAUUUCGCCAGACAUAAUCUGGUCUGUGAAACAUACAACAACCCAGCAGACUUUUUUCUGGAUAUUAUCCUCGAAAACAGUGAUUCAUCAGAAAUGAAUGAGGACCAAGUUCGUGAAAAGGAAGUUGAAGAAAAGAUACCAAUGAAUGGGAAAUCGGAAAAGAAAAACCUUCCACAUUUUUUCUCGGAGUCUGUGGAAUACCAGAAAAUACAAGCGGACUGCAAGACGAUAAGUUUGAACGCAUCAAACAGCGCUGACAUGCCUGGAGAUCAUGAUGAUUUAGGUUACGCGACCAAUUGGUUCGCACAGUUUGUCUACCUCUCGAUAAGGUCAUUAAAGAACUUACUCAGGAAUCCUCAAACCUCAAUAGCUCCUUCAGUUAUGAUGAUUAUACUUUCCCUCUUAGUUGGGACAUUGUAUAUAGACUGGACUACGGAUCUGAACGGAUUCCAAAACGUUUUUGGAGCGUUGUUCUUCGCGACGUUGCAAAUGAUGUUUGGAAACAUGGCGGCACUUGAAGUGUUCGUUAACGGCAGAAGCCUAUUCCUUCACGAAUCCGCGAAUGGGUUCUACAGAGUAUCGUCAUACUUUGUAUCGAAAGUCGUUUGUGACCUUUUGCCCCUGAGAGCAAUCCCGACUGUGCUGUUUUCGACGAUUUUCUACAUCAUGCUUGGACUAAAAGCUGACCUGGGAUACUUUGUCUUUUUCCUGUUCGUCAAUAUGACCACAACCAUGGCAGCUUGCUCUCUGGCGUUUUUCUUCAGUGUCCUAACCGGAGUUUUCGCUGUGGCACAGGCAUUGGUGUCUGUCAGCUACAUCAUCAUGGUGUUAUUCGCUGGCUUGAUUCUAAAUGUCACGAGUAUGCCCGAGAUUUUGCAGGCGUUGAAGUACGUCAGUAUUCCGAGAUAUUGCUUGGCAGCCCACGCUUCGGCCCAGAUCACAGAUUUGAAUUUCUGUGGGGAGAUGACAUUCAUGGGCGCCGGAGGGAAUCGAACGGAGAAGUUCGUGUGUCAAAGUGGCGAGGAGUUGCUAGACAAACAAGGGAUUGGAUCUGAGGUUACAGAGCGAUGGAUGAACUGCGCUUUCCUGAUCAUCUUUACGGCAUUUUUCUUCUCGAUUACUUACAUUGUUCUUAGAACGAUGCAGAAACGAAAGUAAAAAAAACCUGAAUGAGACAAUAUAAAACUUAGUUAAAUUACAGUAUAAUACAGUAUAAAUACAGUAUAAAACUUAGUUAUAUUCGUUAAAUUAGUUAGUAUCUUUUUAAGAUCUUUCGCUGUACUUUUUCAUUCCGAUCCUCAAUCUAAUUUUGCAGGUCAAGAUGAAACAAAAAUUUAAUUUGAAAAAUGCGAGCGCGUUUGGUCGAAAGCAAACAUUUUUUGUCCUAAUCCAAUAAUGACACAGGUUGUCAAAAUUUAUUAUAAAGUACAUUGCAGCUCGCUAAAAUUCGGCAAGGAGCCAAUUUACGCUUUCGUAUUUAUAGCAUAGCUUUAUUUAAAGUUUUCCCAUUUCGCUGUUAUACAAUUCUUCCUACUGAUACUAUGGAUUCUUAAAUUACUAUUAUGAAUUACUUUUGUUUUGGAUGUAUUAAAAUAAAACUAAAUUAACAGCAGGUGAAACAAGAUCUAUUUAAGUACCAACCCCUGGUAAAAAAAAAGAGGCGACAUAGGCUGGUUACUAGGAGCGAAUUCCGCA
Messenger RNA from Symsagittifera roscoffensis, 2570 nucleotides. Its product is annotated as broad substrate specificity ATP-binding cassette transporter ABCG2-like. The record is from RefSeq and is a predicted model, not a curated record. Gene Ontology annotation, biological process: transmembrane transport. Gene Ontology annotation, molecular function: ATP binding; ABC-type transporter activity; ATP hydrolysis activity. The transcript has 4 exons. Lineage: Eukaryota; Metazoa; Xenacoelomorpha; Acoela; Convolutidae. Gene Ontology annotation, cellular component: plasma membrane. Bases 93 to 2033 code for a protein of 646 amino acids.